AUGGCCUCUCUAACUCCUCUAUUUAUUGCCCUGCAGUUGAUAAAGUUGGUUUACGCAUCCAGUAACUACUUUAUGCUACCGUUGCACCAAAUCAGUGGUGCUUAUUUUGCUAAGUUGGAUAUAGGCACUCCUCCAACAGAGUUCCGUGUGGCAGUGGACACCGGCUCUUCGGAUCUGUGGAUACAUUCACAAAACGAUCCAGCUUGCUCUCUCAAUAUCGCCGGCUUUUCAAACUGCACAUUUGGCGUCUUCAACAGCUCCAACUCGUCCACUUAUACAAACCUGAACCAGAGUUUUACAGCCUUAUACCAAGACACAACCUUUGCCAAUGGUGUAUAUUCCACAGAUGACAUUGGGGCUAAUGGCCUCCCUCUUGGCACUUUCCAGUUUGCACUAGUUAAUGACUCUUCGACCCCAAUGGGCAUCCUGGGAGUGUCCCUGCCCCAAUUAGAAGCUUCAGCUUUAAACAAAGGCAGACACCAAUAUAAUAAUUUCCCCCUCCAACUCUAUGAAAACGGUAUCAUUAGUUACCCAGCUUACUCGGUCUACCUUAAUGGUAACAAGGGCUCAAAUGUUUUAUUUGGCGGAAUUGACCAUCACAAAUAUAAAGGCCAGUUGGUGAAGAUGCCGCUCAUCAAAGGUAUACAACCGGAAAUCAAAACCCUCUCUGUGGAACUGAACUCAUUAUCAAUCACCGUCGGCGAUUCCUUGUCGAUUUCCCCCAACUCGUCCACGUUUCUUUUCCAAGGCUCCAUCCCUGCAAUCAUCGACACUGGUACAACUAUUGCAACACUCCCCCUUUCGCUUUAUAAACAACUCGCUCUGGCUUUGGGUCUACAAUAUGAUGCCGUCUAUGAUGGGUACAUUGGUUCAUGCUCCUCAUUGGAGGAGAAGAAUAUCCACUUUAGUUUUUCCGGGGUCCUAUUGUCUGCACCGGCCCUGAAUUUUGUUGCGAAUCUUACUGAGAACACUUGCAUCUAUGUAGCAUCACCAUCAAUAGUCCCACAGCUGGUUCUUGGCCAGGCUUUCCUGGAAAACGUGUACCUCGUGGUCGAUUUACAAGCAAAAUCAUUGGCAAUGGCACAAUCCAACUUGCACUCGGACAUCUCAGAUAUCCAGGUGCUAGAAAAUGGAAUAUUGUCAAUCCCCAUAGUUUCAGACUUAGUCUCUAUUAGAAACACUUCCUCUAUUCCAACUCCGCAACAUACAAGCACCUCGACUACCAAACCCUCAACUCACCUACAAACUCUUGUUCACAAACACAGCGUAGCCAAUGGCGCUCCAAAUAUCUUCUCCAUCGGUAGCCAUUGGUGGUUAGUAGCAUACAUUGCUUUGUAUUAA
Molecule: messenger RNA, 1341 nt
Organism: Pichia kudriavzevii
Lineage: Eukaryota; Fungi; Ascomycota; Pichiomycetes; Pichiales; Pichiaceae
Exons: 1
Coding region: 1-1341 (446 amino acids)
Biological process (GO): proteolysis
Molecular function (GO): aspartic-type endopeptidase activity
Source: RefSeq, a predicted model, not a curated record